Messenger RNA from Echinops telfairi (small Madagascar hedgehog), 1790 nucleotides. It is a transcript of the gene KCNS1, whose product is annotated as potassium voltage-gated channel modifier subfamily S member 1. Lineage: Eukaryota; Metazoa; Chordata; Mammalia; Afrosoricida; Tenrecidae. Gene Ontology annotation, biological process: potassium ion transmembrane transport; regulation of delayed rectifier potassium channel activity; protein homooligomerization. The transcript has 2 exons. Gene Ontology annotation, cellular component: membrane; voltage-gated potassium channel complex. The coding region runs from base 1 to 1425 and encodes 474 amino acids. The record is from RefSeq and is a predicted model, not a curated record. Gene Ontology annotation, molecular function: protein binding; delayed rectifier potassium channel activity.
AUGGUGAGCGAGUCCCCCCGCGCCAGCGCCCCGUGGCGGCGACGGGACGAGGCGCUCCGCGUGAACGUGGGCGGGGUGCGCCGGCUGCUGAGCGCGUGCGCCUUGGCGCGCUUCCCGGGCACGCGGCUGGGCCGGCUGCAGGCGGCGAGGUCGGAGGAGCAGGCCCGGGGCCUGUGCGACGACUACGACGCGGCGGCGCGCGAGUUCUACUUCGACCGGCACCCGGGCUUCUUCCUGGGCCUGCUGCACUUCUACCGCACCGGGCGCCUGCACGUGCUCGACGAGCUGUGCGUCUUCGCCUUCAGCCAGGAGGCCGACUACUGGGGCCUGGGCGAGGGCGCGCUGGCCGCUUGCUGCCGCGCGCGCUACCUGGAGCGGCGCGUGGGCCGGCCGCGCGCCUGGGACGAGGACAGCGACGCGCCCAGCAGCGUGGACCCGUGCCCGGACGAGAUCUCCGACGUGCAGCGCGAGCUGGCCAGCUACGGCGCGGCGCGCUGCGGCCGCCUGCGCCGCCGCCUCUGGCUCACCAUGGAGAACCCCGGCUACUCGCUGCCCAGCAAGCUCUUCAGCUGCGUCUCCAUCGGCGUGGUGCUCGCCUCCAUCGCUGCCAUGUGUAUCCACAGUCUGCCGGAGUACCAGGCCCACGAGGCGGCGGCCGCCGUGGCGGCUGUGGCCGCGGCCCGCGGCGCGAACGAGGCGCACUUGGACCGGGUGCUGCAGCGCCUCGAGUACUUCUGCAUCGCCUGGUUCAGCUUCGAGGUGUCCUCGCGGCUCCUGCUGGCCCCCAACACGCGCAGCUUCUUCUGCCAUCCGCUCAACCUGAUCGACAUCGUGUCGGUGCUGCCCUUCUAUCUCACGCUGCUGGCUGGGGCCAUCCUCGGCGACAAAGGUGGCGCGGGCGGCGAGGGGUACGGCGACCUGGGCAAGGUCGUGCAGGUGUUCCGCCUCAUGCGCAUCUUCCGGGUGCUCAAGCUGGCACGCCACUCCACCGGGCUCCGAUCGCUGGGCGCCACGCUCAAGCACAGCUACCGCGAGGUGGGCAUCUUACUGCUGUACCUGGCCGUGGGCGUGUCCGUGUUCUCUGGCGUGGCCUACACCGCUGAGAAGGAGGAGGACGUGGGCUUCAACACCAUCCCGGCCUGCUGGUGGUGGGGCACGGUGAGCAUGACCACCGUGGGCUACGGAGACGUGGUGCCUGUGACAGUACUGGGCAAGCUGGCAGCUUCAGGCUGCAUCCUGGGGGGCAUCCUGGUGGUAGCACUCCCCAUCACCAUCAUCUUCAAUAAGUUCUCCCACUUCUACCGGCGCCAGAAGGCCCUGGAGGCAGCCGUCCGCAAUAGUGGUCACCGGGAGUUUGAAGACUUACUGAGCAGCAUUGACGGGGUGUCAGAGGAAUCCCUGGAGACAUCCCGUGAGACCUCUUAGGAGGGGAGGUCUGCAGACCUGGAGGCUCAGGACCCCAGUGAGCCUCCAAACUCUCAGGUGUAUUCAAGCCAGCGCUUCAUGCUUUCUUCCCAAAUCCCGGAGAGUCUGCGGAAACAGCAGAGUCCACCCUCAUUAAAUUUUUCAUGACGCCUUCCGCUGGCCUGAGAGAUGAGACCCAGAAGUAGGGUCCCUUCCUCCAAAGGUCCAGGACAGGUAGUGUUGCCUGAGAUUCUGUGAGUCUGGACAGCGACCUCCCAGCCACCCACAGAGCAGGUAAGAGCCAGAGGGGGAAGUAAAAGGAUGCUGUUUCCAAGUACCUGCUCUUAGCCUCCUCUCCGUGAGCCGAGGCUGGAGGAGGAGAAUGA